ACCGCGGAACUUGGGAGUGUGUGUGUUCCCCGCUGCCCCUUAUAAUCAUCUCUUGGGCUGGGCCUAGCGCGCCUUACUUUGAGCCUUUGGGCCAUCCAAUCCCCCAAGAAGUGUCCGUCCAUCCAUCCCCCCACGACCCAUCCAAUGUUCCCCGCCGCACGUUGCUUCGUCCCCCUCCACCCCCAGCCGCACGCCACAAUCCCGUGCCGCCGCGCGCCGGCGCGCACCGCGGUGUCAGCCAAGCCGCGGCGCUGGACCAGAGGCCCCCGCCGCGACCGCUCAUGGGACGAUGACGGCGGUGGCAGCGGCUCCGAUGCCGACGCCGACGACGGCUUCUUCGGGCAAGAGCAGGACGACGACGAGGAGCCGGAGCGGGAGGAGGCAGCGGCCGGACGGACCGCCUCGCCGGCACCGGCGCCCGCGGGGGGCCAGCUGCGGGGGUCCGACGUGCUGCGCGCUAUGCAGAGGGCCGCGGCGGCGAAGGAGGCGGCCAGGAGGAAGAACGACAAGAAGCCGGUGGCGCGGCGGCGGGCCAAGGAGAAGCCGGAGGGAGGCGACGUGGAGGUCCGGGAGGUGAGGCCGGUGGUGAUAAGGCCCGAGUGGGCGGCGAGGAUCCGGGAGCUGGAGCUCAGGGUCCAGCAGCUCGCCGACAAGUACCACCACCACCAGUAGGCCCGCUUGUGACUGUUACAAGCUGAGCUGAGCAGGGACUGCUCUGCUUUGUGCUUUGUCAUCUCUCCUCUGCCACGCACACUGCUAAUCUCGAUUCAGGAUGCAACAGGUCUCGUUUAGAUCGCAAGUUUGUAUAACAUUUGGAACUUUUUGCUACUGUAGCGUUUUCGUUUGUAUUUAACAAAUUUUAUCUAAUUAUGGUCUAACUAGGCUUAAAAGAU
Messenger RNA from Panicum hallii, 893 nucleotides. RefSeq lists its product as uncharacterized. NCBI's taxonomy places the organism in Eukaryota, Viridiplantae, Streptophyta, Magnoliopsida, Poales, Poaceae. The transcript has a single exon. The coding region runs from base 145 to 672 and encodes 175 amino acids. The record is from RefSeq and is a predicted model, not a curated record.